AUGAAGGCGUCCAAGUCAUCCAAUUUCCUCGAUGGCCUGGAAUUUUAUUUCAUGACCAAAAAGCCUGAAAAAGUUCAGAGAUUUGAAGUAAAUGCGAGCGACCACUUCAAUGAAAACCCACGCACGCACGUGCUUUUUCCUCGUGGAGUAAAUUAUCAUUCCGGCCUGCAUUCUUUCCAUUCCACACAGCCACAGAGAAAGUCCGUCUUGUGUCCAUUGACUGGUUACUUGCUUGUAUUGCGGAAAGGAAAUCCUACCAGUGACACAAUUCGAGGUAAAGUAAAGCAGAUUUUUCGGUAAUAGCAGAUAAUAUGGACGUACUUGGCGAGAGAGGUACGGGUUGAAGGAAGAGAAACCCUAUAAGUGCGCCGCUCCUCACUUCGAAGCAUGGAAACUAGUUAGCGGCGCAAAGAUUACUGGGAGAAUCAAAAUGGCAGACACUAGAGAAUUUGUUAACAGUUUGUAGAAUUUCCUUGUGACUCGUUAGUUUCUGGACAGUUGCAAGGUAACAAUGAAUGCCAUUAAACCUGUUAUUCUACCACCAGACCAAAAAAGACUUAUCUAAUUUUUUUAGGUGAAACACUGCGGGGUAGAAACAAGUGAAUGCUUGGAAGGUCCUGCUGAUCCGAUCAAGAGUAUAGAGAAAGAUCUUCGAAAAAGAUUAGAUUCCCUAUAACUGGAACAUCGAAGUUUUCUGCAGCCAGAAAAGUAAUUGGAGAGACUGGAAAGGAAGUAAUUUUACGAAGGACCUUAGCAUUUGGUUCUCAGUAUGGUAUUGGGGUGUUUUGUCUAACUGAGGCAGGAGAACAACAAAUUGGUUGGGUCACUGGAAAGGACCCGUGCAAUUUUGGAUGCUGUUGGAAAGGCAUACGACUUGCCAAACUUUCAUGCCAAAAUUGACAGGCAAGUGCCAAAAAUAUGGGAGACAAGUUUACCAAGAUAACAAUUUUUAAAAUUUGUGGAGCUUUGUGAAAUAAUUAAUACACGUAAAUAAUCAUGUUAUAUUUAAUUAAUUAUGUAGAAAAUUUAUGGACAGUUUCAUGAAAAUCGUGUCUCUUCUCUUAAAUUAAAAAUUUAUGUCACUAUUUGUAUAUUUAUGAUAGGUUUGCUUGAUGUUGGGUAUCUAACCCAUGAUGUUUUCCUGGCUAUUUAUUUACUAACUUCGACUGUAUAAUUUUACAGUAACUGUUGUGGUAAUUUUAUCUGAACAUUUUUAGCUAAAUUGGUUUCCUGGCUAUCUCUUCACUAGCUUUGAGCUAGUGAGUUGCUAGUUGAGCAAAUCCCCGGAACGGAGGCUGAAGCCCCGUAAACGAAGUCAAAGACAUCCAGUAUCCAAUGAGGUCGAAACAACGGCAUUAUCAGCUAAAAUUGAAGAGUCUCUCAAAGAAAAUCCAAGGAAGUUCUGGAAUCAUCAAAAAGCGUUCUUGAGCGGGCGCUCGGACACUAACCCAGCGAUUUCUUAUGACGAUGAAGUGGCUAAAAAACCGGCGCAGAAAGCGAAACUCUUUAAUAAAUACUUAUGCUCUGUUUUUCUCCCUGUUACUCUGGACGUAAACAUAGCCCCAAAGAACAAAUCACUUAGAUCAGAUAUGGAAAUUUCUCAAAUAUAUGUGUCGGUUGAUGAUGUGAGAGAGCACUUGAAUGAAUGA
Messenger RNA from Pocillopora meandrina, 1649 nucleotides. Lineage: Eukaryota; Metazoa; Cnidaria; Anthozoa; Scleractinia; Pocilloporidae. The record is from the annotation of a GenBank genome assembly.